Molecule: messenger RNA, 354 nt
Organism: Aspergillus neoniger CBS 115656
Lineage: Eukaryota; Fungi; Ascomycota; Eurotiomycetes; Eurotiales; Aspergillaceae
Exons: 4
Coding region: 1-354 (117 amino acids)
Source: RefSeq, a predicted model, not a curated record
AUGUCCAUGAAGAGGUCUUUCCACUCUGCCAGAGCAGCCCUUAUACGUUUUUGGGGCUUUCCUGCCGAAAACCUUGAACCCCCUUUCCAUGACGCCUUCUUCACUUAUGUCAAUAAUGGCGCCGUCAAGAAAGUUGGCGAGAUCGAAUCCGUGGAGAUUUUGCACCGCAACGAUGGAAGCAACCCUAUCCACAAAUCCCACUUCAACCGCAACGACCCGGCCAAUAUAAUCAGCGCCAGGAUCAAGCCGAAGAACGGUUCAGCGAGGACACACCACAUCUACGAAAACGGUACAGGCACCAUGCAUGUUCCUUCAGGGCCUUUGCUACAAACAUCAGGCGUUGUUGGAACCUAA